Messenger RNA from Sander lucioperca (pikeperch), 2625 nucleotides. RefSeq names its product centromere protein I (gene cenpi). The coding region runs from base 120 to 2327 and encodes 735 amino acids. Lineage: Eukaryota; Metazoa; Chordata; Actinopteri; Perciformes; Percidae. Gene Ontology annotation, cellular component: kinetochore. The transcript has 20 exons. The record is from RefSeq and is a predicted model, not a curated record.
CGAGCGGAAAGACUACAUUGCGCAAGCGCAGACCAAACGGUCGCGCGGAGGAUUUGAGUUUUGUUUGAAUGGCUGAAGACAGAGUGGAGCAGUGUUUUUAAGUGUUUAGCAAUGUAGAAAUGGCAGCUAAGUUAAACCUGUCGGGGCCGCCGGAUUCCGACACGUCGUCUCCAAACGAUCAGUCUGUCUCCAGCCGCAGCAGUAACAGAAGUCUGAGAGUUGCAGAUAAGGCGAGGAGAAAGAACGAGGCGGAGGACCCAUUUGUUCUGGCCCUGAAGUACUUCUCUGACGUUGAAGCAGGUACUCCUGUGUAUGGGAACGAUGAUGUGGAGAGGAACAUGGUGCUGGUGGAGAAGGUGGCCUACAGUAAAGGACUUUCCCCAGAGGCCAUCUCUAUUAUGCUGGAGUUUGCCAUGAGCCUCCGUAUGGGGACUAUUCUAUGUCCCCGGGUGCUGAAGUGUCUGAUUCCUGCUGCUGUGGUACCUCAGGAGGCUGUUGUUCGAGCGUUUGUAUGGCUGGGGGUUGGCAAAAUACCUGUCAGCACACAAAUUCUUUUCAUAAAGUGGGUGUUGACUGUAUUUGACAUGAUUGAUGCAAAGGACCAACUUCGAGCUAUCUACGGCUUCAUCUUUAGCUUCGUCACAGAGGAAAAUCUGUGUCCUUUCAUCUGCCAUCUGCUGUACCUUUUGACCAGAAAGGAAAGUGUGCGAGUCUUCAGAGUCAGGAAGCUACUGGAGCUACAGUCUAAACUGGGAAGGCAGCCGUUCCUCCUGAACCUACUGUCACUUUACAAAGUGUUUUGCCCUGAUCUGGUGACACUUUCCAUCCCAUCACGAAUUAAGAGUGUGUUUAGGAACCACAAUAUGCCCUGGAGAUCAGCAUUGAUUGCUGUCCAGAAGAGGGACGGUUCCCAGGCUGCCUCCAGCAUCAGUCCGGCCUCCACAAUCAAAGAUAAGACCAACCCCAGGAAAAGGAAACACUGCCACCUGGUCUUGCCGGCAUUGUGUUCUGUAGUUAAUAAAGAGGCUCAGACUGAGCCGUCCUCCAGCAGAAAGGUGGUCCCCCUGGUACAGCUCCACUCCUUUGCUCAGCUCCUGGAAAAUAUGCACCGUAUAGAGCUUCCCGCUCAGAUGGGCUCACUGCUGGGCUCCAGUCUGGCACUGCAGUACCUGGACUGUGUACAGGAUGAGUCUGCCCUCCUACGCCUCAACUUCUGGCUAGGCUACGCUCUCCACGAAGAGUUUUUGUUCUGCGGCGAUGGAGGAGCCUCCCAGAAUUCAGAAGAAGCUCUGCAGUUUUUGAACAAGUUGCUGUCUACACAGCACUUUCUCCAGGAGGGGUUUUCCAGUUCAGAGGCUUUUCUCUACAAAUUUCUCAAUGUUUGGGAUGGUUCCCUCCUCCGCCCACAGAUCCUCGGCCUGCUGAGCAACAUUCCUGUCAUCCCCAGUUCCCAAAUCAGACGGCUUCUGUUUGAGCCCCUCAUGCAGCUUUUCUUCACCUCUUCAUUGUUUUUCAAGUGUGGACUGAUGGAGUGUCUAAACAAUAUGCUGUUAAAGUGGCUGACCUGGCACUCAGUGUAUGCUCUGGAGGACGACUUGGACAUCAGCCUCAACAGCCACACCUCCAUAAACAUGACGCUGUCAGGGUUCAAGGAUUCAGUGAUGGAGCUGGUUGACUUUGUGGGUCGGCUGGCCUCUGUGGGUCUUCAGCUCGAAGGCUGCCACUCUCUCCUCCUCAGCUUCAUCCUGGACUUCUAUGAGACGGUGUGUGACACGUUUCUGAAGUAUGGGCUCCCCCUCGUGGUGAUACCUCCAACUGGAGUUUUUUACCCAGCCCUGUUUGCCUCUGACCCCGUUAGCGUGGACAGACUGGCCUACAUCAUGUACAGGUACAAGGUGAACUUGACAUCAGCCAAGAGUCAAGAAACGGAGCAGGCCUUUCACAUCAGCCGCCAGACGUUCCGCGAGUUCAACCACUAUGCAGUCGUCAUGGUCAACUGCCUGUGGAACUCCAAAAUGUUUCAACCAGGCAUGGGUAUACAGCCGGGAGAGGAGCUGCUGCUCAAGAGCAACGUGCCGCAAUACUGGAUGAGCUUCGACCUCAUCCACCACCCGGCCUUCAUGAGCUACGCCGUCGACUUUCACCAGAAGUGUUGGCCGGGCAGAAAGGAUAUGGACCUCAAUUCCAUAAAGCAUUCCAAGCCAUGGAGCUGGUACCUGGAGUAUCUGUUCAGUCAGGGUUAUGACGGCCUUAAACAGUUUGUUCAGAGCAACAUCAGCCGGCAGAAGGCAGCAGGCGACGGGCAGGGCAACAGCUUGUCCACAUAGCAGACGUAGCUGAUCAACUCAAUGGAGAGGAAAAACAACCACUUGCAUCUUACCCAUUUUUAAAAAAAAAAAAAAAAAAAAGACUUGUACAUAUUUCAUUUCCUCGUCUCCUCGUAUCUUUUUAUGUACAUAGAUGUAUCUCUCUUAUUGUGUAUUCUUACUUAUAGUAUUGUCUAUUGAGUGAUAAUAGACCAUAAAGCCCUGUCAGCCAUUUGCCAGGGGAACGGUCAGUAGAAGGUUUAAGUUCAGUGAAUACACAUUCAACAGGAAGAUGGUAUGUUAAUUGCAAAAAAAACAA